AUUUUCAUUUCAACAAAUAACAAAACCAAAAAAAAUUGAUCGUAUUGUAUGUGUGUUUUUUUUCUUAUAUAUAAAAAUGUGUAUCGCAUUUAGGAUAUAAUUAAAAAAUAGAGAGAAAUGGAUCUAGAGUAUAAGUGCUUGCAUCAAUUUUUGGAUAGUCUAUUACCUAAUUUCUUCUUCUAGAUUUCUGUAUUCCUUUGGGUGGAAUCCAGUGGUUGAACCCGAUGGAUUAUUUCAACAUUCUCCCUGUUGAGAUAACAUUAGCCAUUUUCAAGCGUCUACCCACUGAAACCCUUAUAGAAUGUAAAUUGGUUACUAAAACAUGGAAAAAUCUCAUUCAUGAUCCAAACUUCGCUGUGAUCCACUUCUUUCGUCUAUUUGAUUCUACCACAAAAAAUCUAUUUGCACUGUCUCCCAAGUUGAGUGAACUCAAAGAAGUUUCGAAACAUGAAGUUGAGAAAUGGUAUAAGACAGAAGAGGCAUUUCAGAAUUUUAUGGACUACCAUUUACAACUUUCUCAGGAAUUAAGGCAAACUUCUAUGGCUGUGCAACACGUUGUUAAUUGCUAAUGUAAUGGAGAACUAUGAUAAAAACUUUAGUGACAUGGGUUUAAAAUAUAAAAAUCUAGAAAAUACAGCUAAAGAGACUUGUCGCUCUUGUCUUGUGGAGAGUCGGAAGAUGUUUAACCAGAAUUGUAGGUUGUACGAUGAGUUUCUAGACUCAAAAGGAAAUGUUAGAGUGUAUGGUCGUGUACGACCAUGCCCAGACAAAAAUCAGACAAUCAUACCGCUCAUUGGCAAGGAUGGAGAGUUGUUAUUGCAAACCCUUCCGUACAUACAGAUGAUGGUCAUAGGUUGUUCAACUACUGAUGAGCAAGUAUUUUUAGAUACACAACCAGUGAUAAGAUCUGUUAUUGAUGGUUACAAUGUAUGCAUUUUCGCUUUCGGUCAGUCAGGCUGGGAGAAGACUAACACUAAGACUGGCCUUGAUGCAUCGUCCACAAAGGAUUGGGGUAUCCAUGUCGAAGCCCUUAAUGUUCUUUUCCAAAUGUUGCGGAAUAGAAGAAGCUCCUUUUCACAUAAAAUUGAUGUUGAAAUGGUUGAAAUCUAUAAUGAACAGGUCCGCGAUUUGCUACAGAUGGGUGUCUCUCAUAAUAAAAUCUCUACUAGCUCGCAACCGAAUGGGUUAACUGUUCCUGACGCCAGCAUGCACCCUGUUAAAUCUGUCUCCGAUGUCCUGAAAUUCGUGCGAAUAGGACUAGCAAAACAGGCAAGAGGUCUCACUGCUCUCAAUGAAAGAAGUAUUAGAUCGCACAGUAUUCUUACAGUUCAUGUGCGAUGCACGGACUUGGUUACAGAGGCCACACUGCGUGGUAGUCUCCACUUAGUUGAUCUUGCUAGAAGUGGAAGUGUUGACUGCUCUCAUCAGGUAACUCGAGGCAGAUUCCGGGAAGCACAAUAUAUUAGCAAAUCAUUAUCUUCCCUUGGCGACGUUAUGUUUUCUCUGUCCCAAAAGAACGAUCAUGUACCUUACACAGAUAGCCAACUAACUCGAGUACUUCAGAGCUCUCUAGGUGGUCAGGCGAAGACUGUCAUGUUUGUGAAACUUAAUCCCUAUGUUGAUGCGUACUCUGAGAAAGUACUUUAAAAUUUGCCGAAAGGUUCUCGCUGGGUCCUGCAGAGAAUUAAUGGAUCAGUCUCACUGUGAUCCGACACAAACAGAUUUUACUUUCUUUUCUGUUGCCAAAGAGGAGUCUCAGUAUUAUUUAUUACUACAACGCUAUUGGAUUUUGGUUUGAUGCUUGGCGACCCUAGUCGGGAUGGCAGAUUGAUCAAUCAGCAUUUCUCAAGCUAACCCUUAGUGUUUGAUAACUUCCUUGCAGGUUGCAGCAGUCUCCAUCAAUUUUUGUCUUAGAAUUGUUAGCAUUUCUGUUUGUCUAAAUGUUUUGGAAUUUUAGUCAAGUUGAGAUUGGUUAUAUGUUUCAUAGAUGCACUUUCGAGCAAUUUUUUUUCCGGGUUCUUUUCGUUCAUGAACCACUGGUGUAAAUUCACACUUAGGAUGCAUCUCCUUGUAAAUGGAUGCAUCUAUUUUGAACUGCC
Messenger RNA from Papaver somniferum (opium poppy), 2099 nucleotides. RefSeq names its product kinesin-like protein KIN-14K. Lineage: Eukaryota; Viridiplantae; Streptophyta; Magnoliopsida; Ranunculales; Papaveraceae. Gene Ontology annotation, biological process: microtubule-based movement. Bases 574 to 1647 code for a protein of 357 amino acids. The transcript has 11 exons. The record is from RefSeq and is a predicted model, not a curated record. Gene Ontology annotation, molecular function: microtubule motor activity; microtubule binding; ATP binding.